AUGAACAGCGUUCGAGUAUUUGGACAGUCGAAUUAUGCCUCACAUGGUAAUAACAUUAAUUACAUUGGAAAUGGAUUGCCUGAAGAGACAGUGCUUGAUGGAAAAGUAACGAAAUUGGAUGACUUAAGUCCCAUUAUUUUCCUAAAUCGCACCAAAGCCGCGUUAAAUUGUGGAGCGGGAUCAAUGGAGGUGGAUAUGAAAUUCAAUGAAAAGUUUUACGGUGUCGCCUACGCAGAUUUCGAUCGUAAUAGUGCUUGUCAAAUCAUUGGUAAAGGUGAUCUCAGCUAUAAGAUUGAACUGCCUUUGAAAGGAUGCGGAACCAAGCAGGAUCCUCAACGUGUAUUCACCAACAAUAUUGUUGUUCGCUUCCAUCCGGGAUUAGAAAUGGAUGGAGAUGAGAUUAUCACGAUAGUAUGUCGCUACCCACCGCCAAUCGCACCAGUUCCAGCACCACUGCCAAUCGCUCCAGUCGGGCCCGAUCCUAGAUUAGCUGAAAUCAUUACCGCUCCCUUAAGAGGCACGCAGAUUCUUUUUAUUAUCUGCGCUCUCAUGUUCCUGACGCUUUUAUUGUUGGGUCUUGGGGUGUCUUAUUAUUGUCUUCGUCGUCGAACGAUUCCUGUUGUUCGUCGUCUUCCAAUGUACAUGGGAAGCGGUUCAGAGAUAACGAAAUUAAGUGGAAGUAGCUUGGGAAAUUUGUCAGUGUUUGAGGAAGGUCUAAAGAUUCCUCGAGCUCAUGUCCCUGUUCUCCAAGCUGUACAAAGUUCCAGCGAUACACUGCCCUCCGACUAUCCGAGCGAAUCACACUCCGAAAUUGAAGAAGUUGAUACUCGCUCUUUGCCCCACAGUUCCGUCAGUAGUUACGAGAAUCAUGCUUAUUUGCAGGAAGCUUCAAGCGUCUAUAGUGAGAAUCUUGGGCAGAUUCAAGUUCAAGAGAUUCAAGCUGUUGCUGUUACUAAAGCGCCAUCACCUAAAUUUGAUGUUCAAGUACGAGUUAAGCGUCCGCCACCACCACCACCAUCAAUCUCAUCAUCAUCCGAAACAGAAAGUGCUGCCAGUCGAGCUGAACGAAAUAAUUUAUCGACAAUUAUGGAAUCGCAUGAAGAUCGUGAAAGCAUUUUAACAGUUGAAUCACUGCCACAUGAAAUUGUUCAAAAGCAAUUUACUUACAUGCCUGAGAUUCAUCCAGCUCCGAAAUAUGAUGCACAUCCAUUGGGUUAUUCGACACUUAAUAAGAAUGCGAAACAAUAUGAUAGUCUUGAGCCACCAAUUCAUGUCAUUCGUAAGCCUGAAAUUACUUCAGCGGUUGUUGAUGAUGUAUUCUUGAGAACAAUUACUGAGAAGCGAACAAUUGAAGAUAUUGAGAAGCAAAAGCGAAUGGUAACAGAAUAUAAAGUUCGUCCUAUGAUUUCUGACCCAACAUGGGAUGUUAAGAUUAGAAACCUUGCUGAAAGUGGUGGACCACAAUGGGAAGAUUUCUCUGACAUUUCAAGUGCAUCUGGAAUUGCGCCACCAACAUCAAGGGCUCCAAUGAAUGUUCCACCGACUUCUUUCAUAUCUGAAACUGGUUCACUUUUGAGAAGUCCCGAGAUGGUUGGAAAUAUGAAACCAAUUGAAAUGCCAGAAGAAGAUAAAGCUGUUCCGAACUGGGACGUUUUGAUUCGUGUAUUGGAAGAACCAGCUAUUGAACCGGUUGUUCAAAAUCGUUACGAAACGUCUACAAACAUCCUACAUCGUCAACUCAGCUAUGAAGAUCGAGUGAAAUGGAAGGAAAUCAUCACAACUGAGUCAACAUUAAGAAAGAUGUUAACUGAAGCUGUUGUUCGUGAAGACUUUGAAAGAAUUAGUCGUGAUGUACGUUACGAGCAAAUAUUUGAACCACAAUCAUGGGAGGUCAUUAUUCGUAUCUUAGCACCACCGGAUGAUGAUGUAAAGUUACGUGAACCUAAAAGUAAUAAGAAGCAACCUUGGGAUACACGUUCACGACGCAGUUCAUUGCCAACACUUUAUGAAUAUGAUUCUGAUGGAGGGUCAUCAGUUCGAACGAUUAAACAAGAUUUGAUUGUUUCACAACAACAACCAGGACCAUCACAUGCUUACUUGCCACAUUCACGAAGAACUUCACGAUCGUCUUACAGAUCGGGAUCUGAUUUUGUUGAUAUGCGAUCUAUGGCUGAAACAACUGUUGAUUUCACACGACCGGAAUCUUAUUUCGAAAAAGCAUCAGAAGGAAGCUCGUAUCAGCCAAGAUAUUAUGAUGAUGACCGUUAUAGUGAUCAUCGUUCGUUACACCGCUCCGUUAGUCAUCCGUCCCUGGCUCGUUCUGAAAGUGAAUUUAUGGAACAAUGGGUCGCACCAAUAGAUGGAAUGUCUUCACCCGAAGGUAGUCCACGAAUGCGACGUACACAACGCGUCUUGACAACAUUUCAACCACGACCAACUAAUGCGUCGGUAAGCGGAAGUGCUCAACGCGUCGUGACAUCGGAAACACAAUAUUCGGAACAGCGAACAAUGAAAUAUCAAACUGGUGAUAGCUCUCAAUGGUAUUCCAAGCAUCAAUAAUGAAUUUGUCAUGUUCUUCCAUCAGAAAUUUUUUAAAUCGAAAUAAUUCUUUGUGCCAAUUAACACGAAUGUUUACUCUUUUUUUAAACAAUUGUCAACAAAGUUUAAUUCAACAUUUUAAUAGAACGUAUAAUAGAUAAGAAAACUUCUUUUAAUUAAACAUACAUAUCAUUAAUUACAUUCCUUUUCUUUGGAGAAAACUUUUCAUUAAUUUUUAACCUUUUCUGUGAUAAUUUUUAAGUUGAAAAAAAAAAGCAUUCCGGAGCAAUUUUAAGCUCAAUUGAAAGUCACAAAAGUCCAGUGAGAAAAAAAAACCAUUAAAAAUACUCAAACAUUAUCUUUAGAGUAGAUAUAUCUAACUGAGAAAAUCAUAAACUUUCUUCAUGUUCUAUUUGGUGGUGGGUUUAUUGAAUUAUUUUUGUUUCGAAAAGAAUCAAAAAUUUUAAGAUAAGAUUGAAAAACAAGAAAGAAAACUUUUAGUCAGGAAAACUUUUUGAAAAAUUAUCCAAGCAGAGAAAAUUUGAAGUUGAUGGAAACAUCAUAACUGAAUAUAAUAAUCUAGAUAAUUUUUUGACUCGUUUUCAAUGCCUUAUUUUUAUGAAUAUCAUGACGGAGAAAAUGUCGUUCAUCAAUAAAUAAUAAUAAAUUUUACUAAUAAAGGAAAUAAAAAAUGAAAUUUUUU
Clunio marinus is the source of this 3241-nucleotide messenger RNA. The record is from the annotation of a GenBank genome assembly. Lineage: Eukaryota; Metazoa; Arthropoda; Insecta; Diptera; Chironomidae.